This is a messenger RNA of Plasmodium gonderi, 4038 nucleotides long. RefSeq names its product transcription factor with AP2 domain(s). The transcript has a single exon. NCBI's taxonomy places the organism in Eukaryota, Apicomplexa, Aconoidasida, Haemosporida, Plasmodiidae. Gene Ontology annotation, biological process: regulation of DNA-templated transcription. The record is from RefSeq and is a predicted model, not a curated record. Bases 1 to 4038 code for a protein of 1345 amino acids. Gene Ontology annotation, molecular function: DNA-binding transcription factor activity.
AUGAUUUUACUAAGUCAGAAUAAUUUAUACCAAUAUAAAAGCUCUCCAGAGUUGGAAAAGCUAAAAAAAUUGGAAGAAGGAAAAUUGGAUUCAAAUUUUCAGAGCGUAAAUAUAUUAGAUAUUAAGAAAGAUGAAUAUAUAAAGAUAAAUAUGCCAUUAGAUUUUUUUAAUUUUUUUAAAUGUUAUCCAACUAUUAAUUUUAAAAAUGCUAGAAGAAAUUUACAAUACUCAUUUGUAAUUGAUGGAGAGGCGUAUGUGGGUUAUGAAAUGCCUCACUUUGUUGUUUUAGUUAAAGUGGAUUCAGAAUCUGAUGAAUCUCAUUCAUGUAAAAAUGAGACAACAAAUAUCCAUGUAGGGUUAUCGGAAAAAAUGCCUAACAAAAAGGAUCUCGAAAAGUUUAGGGAAAACAAUCAAAACGAAAAUUUAUGCAAGUUUUUGAAAGCAGGAAAUGUGCACAACAUUUUUAAUUUGAGGGAUAAGGAUUGUUGUGAUUAUCUCAAUAAUAAUGGAUAUUGGAAUAGGAGGCGUGAAGAACACAGGAAUGAAGAAAUAAAAAUAACGUCCAAUUUUCACAAUGUAGAUUGUUAUAACGACUACACGUCUUUGUUUAAAAUAGAAGAAAAUGAUUAUUGUUCAGACUGUUAUUAUGUAUACCUAUUUAAUUCAUACUUUUUUGUUAUAUUUGAUGAGUCUAGCCAGAAAUUGAUAAUUAGCAUAUUUUCCGUAGAAAAAUAUGGUUUUGAUAAAUGCAAAAGAUUGGUUUUUAAAUUGAGUGAGCAUGAAGAUUUUAUAAGGAAGAUUAUACAACAAAAGAAAGCUCAAACGAAUUUGACAAAUUUGUGCAAAAGUGUGAAUGAGGAUAAUUCCAAAUGUGAGUCAUUUUUUUUUGAUGAACCACCUGUAGGAAAAUUUCCAUCGAGGAAUAAUUCACCAAACGUUUUAGAUAAAUUUAUAGGGAAUGAGAAUAUAAUUAACUUUCCCCAGGCAUUAUUGAUAAGAGAAAAUGUGACUCCUUCUGGAAGUUUUACGCACAAUGAGGAUAUUCAAACAGGAUGCAAAUGCAGAUUAAAGAAUAAUAACUCCCAUAUUGCAUGUGCAGAUAAAAAGAUAAACAAUUUCUCAACAGUGUGUGUUGAAGAAGAAUCAUUGUUACAAACUGAAAAGGAAAAGAUAAAAAUUUCCAAUAGCAUCAUCUCAGGCGUAUCUGAAUUUGAUGUGGAACAAAUCGAAAAUGAUAUAGACAAAUUGUCACCAUCUCGUUUGACCAAAAAAAAUAACAAUUCAAAUAAUGAAAAAGAAGAGAAGAAUUAUGAUAUAAGGAGAAAUAAACAUGCUUGGCAAAUUAUACUAUCAAACUUUGCAAGAAAUAACUUUUCAAAACAUGAUGUACAAUAUAUUAUAUUGUUAUUAAGCAGAAUUGGGGAAAAUACUAAGCCUAACAUUUUAAUGUCCGAGUCACAGAGAGAAGAUAUGAAAUUUUCCUGGAGGCCCCAUUGGAUUCCCUGUUACAAAGGAGACUGCACACUUUUACAUAAUUACAUUUCUGAGUUGCAAAGAAGGUUACCUUUUGCUCUCCUCCAUGAUAGUGCAUGUGAACAUUCUGGAAGAAAAAAGGAGAAAAGGAAAGUUUUAAAAGCACAGAUGCAGAGGAUUAAUAAAUAUUUCCAAAUAAAAAAUUGUUGGCUUGUAUGUGAGAAAAAUGAAAAAAAUUGGGAACACAUUUUGGAAAAUUUUUUCACAAAUUAUUUUUUUUACAUAAGGGAAAAUAAACUGUGUGAUGUGAACAUAAUGCAUAAUGAGUAUGCAAAGAAGGAGGGUAAAUGCAUGAAGAGAUUUUUUAGAAAUGAAAAAAAAAAAGACAAUACUUAUGGCUGCAUAGGUUAUCGUAAGAAUGAACACAAUUCCAGUGAGUACAACUUCAUUGAAUAUACCUCUAAUGGAUGCAGCGGUAACGGGUACAACAGCAAUAGCGACAACAAUGGAAGUUAUAGCAGCAAUAGUGAUAACAAUGGAAGUUAUAACAGCAAUAGUGAUAACAAUGGAAGUUAUAACAGUAACAAUUACAACGAUGGAAGUAGCAGCAAUGGUGGGAAUAGCAAUAAUGGUGGAGACAGCAGUAAUGGUGGAAAUAGCAAUAAUGGUGAGAAUGGCAGUAAUGGCGAGGAUAGUAACAAUAAUGGGAAUAACAAUAACGGAAGUGAUAAUAAUGAGAAUGAUGAUCCUAACGAAAAUGAUGACUCGAAUGAGAAUGAGGACAGCCAGAAAAAUGAAGACACGAAUGAAAAUGAAGAAUACAAUAGUAAUAACGAAAACAAUAGCAUUGAUAACUACAAAUUUGUUGAUAAAUAUAGUUGUAUGGAUAUUGAAUCCAAAAAAUUUUUAACUGGGGAACUUUUAAAUUCAAGCAAAUAUACGAAUAAUACGAAUAAAAGUGAAAUAAGUACAAAUUAUUUUGAAAACAGUUGCAAUAUUAGUGCGAGUAAUAGUAAUAAUGGAUUCUAUGAAGAAAAUAACAAUUUAUAUUUGAAUAAUGAAGAUGGGCUAACAUUAAUUAGUGUACAACUUCAAAAUGAUCAACGUAGUAGUGUAGACGAGGGUGUAAUGUUAUAUGACAACAUUGAAAAUGGAAACAAUUUAGAUCAUCAACUUUGUAACAGUGAUAAUGUUUUUAACAACAUUAGCAACUACAUGGAAAAUUAUAUUCAAAAUAAUAAUGUACAUGUAAUUAAUGGUUGUAAGAGAGAUUUUUGCAACAUAAAUGAAGAACAAGUACCAUACAAUUACAUAAAUGAUAGCACAAGAAUGAAGGAGGCAAUUUUAUAUAGUACGAGUGAUUUGGUAUAUAAUAGGGAUGGUUUGAAUGUGAAGGAUGAAAUGAACGACGCGUAUGAACCAAACUGUUUAUCCAUUAAAAGGAACAGCUCAGAUGUUGAUCAUAAACUUUUAGGUGCAGGUGUGCAGAAAAAAAUUAACAAAAAAAGAAAUAAAGUAAAAAUGGAAAAGAGCAAUAAAAACCUAGAGGAUGAAAAAAAAGAAGUUUUAAAUAAAGUUUCUCAAAUAACAAGAGUUGGUGGAGUUUGUUUUGAUAAAAAUAGGCAAAGAUGGAUUGCUCAUUGGAAAAUUGAUGGAAAAUAUCACAAGCAUUAUUUUCCAAUCAGUCAAUACGGAUUUGAAAAUGCAAGAGAGAGAGCUAUUAAUUGUAGAAAACAAGCAGAAAAACUUUUCAACUUACCUGAAAUACAGCCAAGAAACAGAUGGAAUCAAAUCAAAGUGCAUGGAACAUCACAUAUUAAGAAAGUUGCGAAAUUACCAAGAUGUGAAGGUGUUGCUUAUGAUGAAUUGUCCCAAAGUUGGGUUAGCACAUUUGUUGUUCAUAAAAAAUUCUCUAUUGAUGAUUUAGGUUUUUAUGAAGCUAGGGAUCAAGCCAUUUAUUGUAGGAAAGUUUUUGAAAAGAUAAAUGCACAGGAUGAUUAUGAGAUCUUACUAAAAGAUAGAUUAGGAAUGAGUAAUGAAGAAAAAGAAGAAUUAGAUGUCUUUUUUAAUAUUGAUAAAAAUGCAUUAGAAAAGUUAGACAUGGGUAAGAACGUAGGAAGUGGUAAAGCAAAGAAUAACGCAGCAAAAAUAAAGGUUAAGCAUAAUAACGAUUUUUCGUUAGAAGGUAACAACAGCGAAAAUAUUAUUAAUGGUAAUACCAAUGCUGAUGUUAAAAUAUCAAAUGAACAAUAUUUAAAAAUAACGCAAGAAGCCAUUGAAAUGAUUUUAAGUAAUAUAAAACACAAGUCCUUACCCGAAAUUAAACUAAAAUUAAUAGAUACUCAAAAGUUUGAGAAUUACAAUACUCUACUUGAUAAACAUUUUAAAUUCAUUACUUCCGUAAAAAACAUAUCACAGUUACAGCCGUACAUAUCCCUGUUCCACAAAUUUAUCAUUUACCACACACUUCCGCAUAAUAUAUCCUUAAGGAAGCAGUUAUUUAUUAUCGAAGCAUUAGAAUGGUCUUCCUUUUUUUCCGGAGCAGCUAGCCAAAAGAUUGACUAA